CUGCGCAUCCACUCCGCUCAGGAGCGCCCCGAGCUACUUCUGCCACCUGGAGCGCGGGGGCGCCUGCUGGAAGCCCCUAUCCUUGCUGGCCUCCUUUUUCAUGUAUGCCUGGAGAAAGAGGGCGAGGAGGAGCAACUGGGUGCUAGGGAACUAACUUCCAGCCCGGCAGGUCUCUGUAGAGGGAGGGCAGAAGAGGAGUGGCCGGGGCUAGGGGAAUCCAUGCGGGGGCCAUGGGCCGAGCGGCGCUCCUGGCACUGCCCCGCUUGUGCGCGCUGUGGGCAGCCCUGCUCUCGCUGUUCCCCUGCGGAGCCCAAGGCAACUGGAUGUGGUUGGGCAUUGCCUCCUUCGGGGUUCCGGAGAAGCUGGGCUGCGCCAACUUGCCACUAAACAGCCGCCAGAAGGAGCUGUGUAAGAGGAAACCGUACCUGCUGCCCAGCAUCCGCGAGGGCGCCCGGCUGGGCAUUCAGGAGUGCAGAAGCCAGUUCAGACACGAGAGAUGGAACUGCAUGACCGUCACGGCCACGGCCACCGCCGCCCCGCUGGGCACUGGCCCCCUCUUUGGUUACGAGCUAAACAGCGGCACCAAGGAGACAGCAUUUAUUUACGCCGUGAUGGCAGCGGGCCUGGUGCACUCUGUGACCAGGUCGUGCAGUGCAGGCAACAUGACAGAGUGCUCCUGCGACACCACCUUGCAGAAUGGGGGCUCAGCAAGUGAAGGCUGGCACUGGGGGGGCUGCUCUGAUGAUGUCCAGUAUGGCAUGUGGUUCAGCAGAAAGUUCCUGCAUUCCCCCAUCAGAAACACCACCGCAAAAGAAAGCAGAGCGCUGCAAGCCAUGAACCUGCACAACAACGAAGCUGGACGGCAGGCUGUCGCCAAGUUAAUGUCUGUGGACUGUCGCUGCCAUGGAGUUUCUGGCUCCUGUGCUGUAAAAACAUGCUGGAAAACCAUGUCUUCUUUUGACAAGAUUGGCCAUUUUUUAAAGGAUAAAUACGAAAACAGUAUCCAGAUAUCAGACAAAACCAAGAGGAAAAUGCGCCGAAGAGAAAAAGAUCAGAGGAAGACGCCCAUCCACGAUGAUGACUUGCUCUAUGUUCAUAAGUCUCCCAACUACUGUGUGCCAGAUAAGAAACUUGGCAUUCCAGGGACACAAGGCAGAGAGUGCAACCGCACAUCAGGAGGAGCAGAUGGCUGCAACCUCCUUUGCUGUGGCCGAGGCUACAACACUCAUGUGGUCAGGCACGUGGAGAGAUGCGAGUGUAAGUUUAUCUGGUGCUGCUACGUCCGCUGCAGGAGGUGUGAAAGCAUGACCGAUGUCCACACUUGUAAGUAACUUCUCUCUCUAGCCUUGAGAGAGACUGCUCUGCAGCACCCUAUUCCUGUCACAAGCUGGAGAGCACCUGCCACUGUGCAGGGCUGGGGGGAUCACCCUCGGAAAAGGAGUCCCCAGAUCCUUCCGUCUCCCAGAUAUUUCUUCUUCCUGACUGACAUUCUGUCACACAGAAUGACCAUGCAGAUUGCUUGGGAUCCUAAAGUUGGAAAGGUUUGCAGUCAUCUUUGGAUGGUUUGGGUAAUAUGUAAUGACAACCAGUGAUAAUGAAUCUGUUCCCUAACCAAGAAGGGACAAGAAAGGACCCUUAUCCUUGAGACAUGAUCCAUACUCCAGAUAAAAUCCUUGACUAUGGGAAUGAAUCAUGGAGGAUGAACAGUCAUCAUUUUGAAAGACAUCUCUUAUAGGAGCAAGGGCCAGUAAACAUGAAUCACAUUUGUUUUCUCAGUAUUUUAAUAGAAUGGAUUACACAGUGUAUUUGCACAUUGACAGAAGAUGCCGUGAAUUUAUUCUUAGUGUGGGUGCUUGCUUCCCCCCAUGUACAUCAAGAUGAGCAACCCAAAAGAAACUUUAAUAACAGAUACAAUAUUUUUAGAGUGCUUUUCAGAGCUGUUUAGUACCAAAGAGAAUCAAAAUGUACACCAUGAAACAAGAAUAAGAUUUUAAGUGACUUUAUCCAAGAGAAAUUAUCUAUAAAAGCCUUCAUAAAGUUUAUGCCAGUCCUCAAUUUCUGGAUUUAUCCUCAUACUAUAGACCAGAAUGCAAUGUUAAAAUCUUAGCUCUGAGGUGCCGGGGUGGGAUCCUAAAAACAGGUGAGAAGAGUGGAAGUAAAAAGAUAAAGGACCCUCUAAAUAUGUAAAGACAGUAUUUUGUAUAAUAUUUUGCUUUAAAAUGUCUUAUAUUUUGUAAAUAUAGUAUUUAAGUUAUAUGGCACACAUUAAAACAAGACAUUUAUUGCCAAAUCCUAAGAGUUAAGGUAAUAAGAUUAUCUCAAAAAUAAGA
Jaculus jaculus (lesser Egyptian jerboa) is the source of this 2330-nucleotide messenger RNA. RefSeq names its product Wnt family member 16 (gene Wnt16). Gene Ontology annotation, cellular component: extracellular region. The record is from RefSeq and is a predicted model, not a curated record. The transcript has 4 exons. Gene Ontology annotation, molecular function: cytokine activity; frizzled binding. Gene Ontology annotation, biological process: cell fate commitment; multicellular organism development; neuron differentiation. Lineage: Eukaryota; Metazoa; Chordata; Mammalia; Rodentia; Dipodidae. Bases 231 to 1331 code for a protein of 366 amino acids.